CGUCACGGCGCAGUCUUUUCAGUCUCUCUGGGUGGCGGCAGACAGUCUGUCAGCGCCUAAAACACGACUCCGAAUAAAACAGUAAAAACUCGGGACGUUACCACAAACAUGAAUCUGCGUCGCAGCUAAAGGAUCCAAUGGGAAGGCAGAGUCUGGCUGUGUGCAUACUGAAAGGUAGCGCUGAGAGUCACCUGAGAAGUUGUACAAUGCAGUGAACCAAAUGGGGCAUUGCAGUACUCAAAUCAUCGUCCUAUUCCUGCUUCAAUUCUUACGGACAUCAGCUAAAGAUGUCUCCAUCGACUGCAUGUGUGUCGGCAGCGACUGUAAUGAGCAGCAGUGCAUCGGAGAUCAGUGUUACACCUCUGUUAUCAUUAGCAAUGAUGUGACAACAUUCAAACGUGGCUGCCUUAUUGGGCCGGAGAGCAAGCGCAUGACUUGCUCCGCAACACCCUCGGCUAGUCAUGUCGUCGAAUGCUGCUCUCAACAUAUGUGCAACGCCAACGUCUCCAAAGAGACCCUUCUUCGACUGCUGCUGACAAGUCCAGAAGGACAGGCAGCUGUGCAUUACCGUGUGGAGAUGCUGGUUCUCUUUGUGUUGGGGCCUUUUGUGGUUCUGGGUUUGCUGUCUGUGCUGGCUUUGCUGGUGUGCCGUAGACUUCAUCACGGUCGUCUGGAAAGAUUGCACGAGUUUGACACUGAGCAGGGGGCCAUUGAUGGGCUCAUUGCAUCUAAUGUCGGAGACAGCACACUUGCGGAUCUGAUGGAUCACUCCUGCACAUCAGGAAGUGGUUCAGGACUGCCCUUCCUGGUUCAGAGGACGGUUGCACGGCAGAUCAGCCUGGUAGAGUGUGUCGGUAAGGGACGGUAUGGGGAAGUGUGGAGAGGUCAGUGGCAAGGAGAGAAUGUAGCCGUGAAGAUCUUCUCUUCCAGAGAUGAGAAGUCAUGGUUUAGAGAGACCGAAAUAUAUAACACCGUUCUACUACGCCAUGAAAAUAUAUUGGGAUUCAUGGCUUCUGAUAUGACCUCCCGAAACUCUAGCACUCAGCUGUGGCUCAUCACACACUACCAUGAGAACGGCUCACUCUACGACUACCUGCAGCGUGUUGCUGUGGAGAUGGCAGAUGGACUGCACAUGGCGGCGUCAGUAGCCAGCGGGCUGGUGCACCUGCACACGGAGAUCUUUGGCACUGAGGGCAAACCGGCCAUCGCUCACAGAGACCUGAAGAGCAAGAACAUCCUGGUGAAGAAAGAUCUGCAGUGCUGCAUCGCUGAUCUGGGUCUGGCAGUAACGCACACGCAGUCUGACAAUCAGCUGGAUGUGGGAAAUAAUCCUAAAGUGGGAACUAAGCGCUACAUGGCACCAGAGGUUCUAGAUGAGACCAUUCAGACAGACUGUUUUGAUGCCUAUAAGAGGGUGGACAUCUGGGCCUUUGGGCUGGUGCUGUGGGAGAUCGCUCGUAGAACCAUCAGUAACGGAAUUGUAGAAGAAUACAAGCCGCCUUUCUACGACCUGGUGCCUAAUGACCCCAGCUUUGAUGACAUGAGGAAAGUGGUUUGUGUGGAGCAACAAAGGCCGUUUAUUCCCAACCGCUGGUUUUCAGAUCCUACCCUGUCUGCUCUGGUGAAGCUGAUGAAAGAGUGCUGGUACCAGAACCCCUCGGCUCGACUCACCGCCCUGCGCAUCAAAAAGACUCUGGAUAAAAUCCACAGCUCACUGGAGAAGGGCAAAACCGACUGCUGAGGAGAGAGAGCCGCAGAACUACUGACCGCUCACCCGCUCAUUCUACAGACACUGUGUAACCAGACCGUUGGAUUCGAGCUCUGGCAUCUGUCCCAACUCUAACAUGCUGUUUAUUCGCUUUGUUCUUCCUGUCCAUUGGCCUAAAAACUUUUUAUAGAGAAUUACCCUCUCUUUUUAUGGAAAAUUUUUCCCACUGAACCCGGUGGGACUCCCAUUUCCCCCUCCAGAAACAGCGUAAAGGAGAAAAAUACGGACACGGUCUGACAGGCCUUGAAUUGAACCCUUCAUGGAAUUUUUUUAGCGCCAUCACAUUGUCUAUUCAACCAUUGGCAAACUUUUAAGAUUUGUACUUUUCGGAAAAAUUGAAGAGGAUGGAUACACACGCCGAAAUACCCAUAGUGUGUGUGUGUGUGUGUGAGUGUGUGCAUGAUUCUUAAUGCAACCAGAAGAACUUUAAAGCUGUAAUGUCACUUGCUUUUAGAAAUCUGAUGUUUUUGAGCUUUUCAAAGAUUCUUGUAGAUAAAUAGGCAAAAAUAAGUCACCGUUUCUGAAUUUGCUAUAGUGGACUUGUGUUAUAAAGCUCUUUGGUUACAAAAUGCCACUAUGUACAGUAGAGAAGUACAGACUAGUGUCUUUAAUUAGGCCUGUUUAGUGAUCAGAAUAGAGUGGUUAAAAAGGUAGUUCACUCAAAAAUGCAAAAUCUGUCAUCAGUCCUGUCAUUCUAAAGUUUAAUAACAGAAAAAGACGUUGCUCUUUUUCCACAGGUCAAGUGCAUAUAGUGACCAGGGACUGUCAGGGUCCCUGAAAGUGAAAGAAACAUCGUCAAAUAAGGUUAUGAAAUGGCAUGAUGACAGAAUUAAUUUUUUGUGUGUGAACUUUCUCUUUAUCCCAGUCUGGUCAUGCUCAUGGCACCCCAUGAGGGCUUCCUUUGACACAAGGCCUUUCUGACCUGUUGCCUCUAUGCCUGCCUGACAAAAGCCAUUGUAGCACAUCGUAGUGCUUUUUUUUUGUAGCCGUUUGUCUUUCUCUUUGCCCUCACCGGCAUGCGUACUUGAUGUUUGUUCACUGACAAUCAGCCGCUGUCAAAUAGGGCCUGAAUUAUUUGCUAAUGUUAUGUACAAAAACCCUACUUAGGAGUGUCCAAGGUGUCGUGUCAACACAUUAACAUAUUCAUAGUCAGAAACAGACUCUGGUUUUGUGAAUUUGCAUAUUUGUUUACUCUUACGCUUUUUGACACUUUUGUACCACAUGCGCCAUAAACCGAGAGAACGCUGAUGAUUUUUAAAUUUGAAACGUUUUGGACUAUUUAAAAGUGCAACGUCACUCUAAUAUAGGAUCUAUGAGGUUUAAGAAGGAAAACAUUACUGCUUUGUCCCAAGUCGAAAUGGUUUGUGUACGUUGCUUUUGGUUUGGGUUGAGUUGUGUGGCGUUUUAUUAAGAAUUCGUUGAUGCUUUCAUGACACACUACAUGAGGCGGCUGCGUACCGCUCAACACUGGUCACUUUUGCUCUCCCAAAAAUGGACGAACGUUUACAUAUUUGUGUUCCACAGGGGAACGAUGUUAGGAAUUAGAGUAAAGGAAUUGUUGCGUUAUGAACUGUGAAUAUGUUAUAAUGAAGAAACCGUAUGUAUGAUGUUACUGGAAUAUAAAUGCAAGACACGGUUAUGAAUUUAAAAAAAAUGCUCUUUUCAUUCGUUAAAACAUUGAAAUGGUUUUUCUGUCACGUGCUUGUGCUUAACAAAAGGUUGCCCAUGCUGUGAUAAUGCUUUCUUUUUAGCUGUAAAUUUUAAGAAUCGUGUUUUGCGGAUUAUCAUGCAUCUGUCUUGCAUUUUCCUGUACAGGGAGAUGAGCUAAAUGAAGCAUUAGGAAAAGGUUCCCCAUUGUCUGAGUCUGCUGGGAAAUGACCUUCUUAUCUCUGGUGAUGUUUACAGGAGGUCUGCAGCCGCUCUCUGAUAACCAGUGCUAUUAUAGCUGGUAGUACAACAGCUGAAGCUAAUGAGAACGUAAAUGCCAACUGAUUUGAAGAUGCAAGAUCAGUUGUAGUCCGCGUUAGCAACCAUCUUUAAAAACUGGAUCUGAAAUAAGCCAAGAUGUAGUUCCGCUGCUUUCUUUUCGGAUGUAGUUUUCCUAUAGAAAGGCACAUUUGUUUUCCGUUUAGCACGACGGACAGAUCCUUUAUGAAUUUGUAUGCGAUUGGGGGGUUCAUCAGUUUAUGCCAUGAAAAUGGCUUCAGCCAUUGUUAACCAAAAUAUUUUAUUGUCUAAAUGGAUUGAACAACUUUGUUAGUGAGGAUCAUUAGACACGAUUUGGUGUAUAUACAUGCUGUAAAAUAAAAUCUCAUGCUGAGCUUUCGUUUGAA
This is a messenger RNA of Puntigrus tetrazona (Sumatra barb), 4101 nucleotides long. It is a transcript of the gene acvr1l, whose product is annotated as activin A receptor, type 1 like. NCBI's taxonomy places the organism in Eukaryota, Metazoa, Chordata, Actinopteri, Cypriniformes, Cyprinidae. Gene Ontology annotation, biological process: protein phosphorylation; heart development; cellular response to growth factor stimulus. Gene Ontology annotation, molecular function: SMAD binding; transforming growth factor beta receptor activity, type I; ATP binding. Gene Ontology annotation, cellular component: plasma membrane; BMP receptor complex. The coding region runs from base 221 to 1741 and encodes 506 amino acids. The transcript has 11 exons. The record is from RefSeq and is a predicted model, not a curated record.